This is a messenger RNA of Clunio marinus, 258 nucleotides long. The record is from the annotation of a GenBank genome assembly. NCBI's taxonomy places the organism in Eukaryota, Metazoa, Arthropoda, Insecta, Diptera, Chironomidae.
AUGUUUAAAGGUCGGCUUAGUGAGCUCCAAUUCAGAUUAAAAUCGUUCAUAACACAAAAGUAUGCUUUACAACACAACGCCCCCUUAUCAACUUGCGAUCUUGCUACAUAUGAUUUCCUAAAAAAAACAAAUUUUUCAAGACGCAAAACUCACAUAUGUCGUAAAGAAGAGAACAAGCCUUUUGGUGAGGGAAGAGAUAGAAAUCGUUUAUUAUGGGCGUUGAAUGAAAAGAAAGAGAACGAACAUUUAAUUAGAUAA